ACGCGAGCGCGAAGAUGCUACAACAUUAGUUCUUCUGCUUUCGGCACAGUAUAAGCCUAAAGAAGGAGCAGCAGUGAAAGUGCAAAUAUCAGUUUUGCCCCAGCAAACCGUUGAAACGAUUUCCACCAUGAAGUGUGUUGCAUUGUUGGCGCUGGCCAUGUUUGGCUGUGCUCUGGCUCAGGCCCCCGUCCCGAACGAUGGUCGCUACUAUCCCGAGUACUACGAGACGAAGUGGGAUGAUGGCCGCUGGCGUCCCGACGGUCGUGGCCGUUACGACGAUGGCAAGUACCGUCCGGGAGCGCCGGGCAAGGUAGGCGGCUCGGGUGGCUUCGGAGGUGCUGGUGGUGCAGGAGGAUUCGGCGGCGGUGCUGGCGGUGCUGGCGGAUUCGGCGGUGCUGGUGGUGCUGGUGGAUUCGGUGGUGCUGGAGCUAGCGGUGCCGGCGGUAGCCGUUUCGGAAGCGGAUCGGGCAGCGGCAACGCUGGUGCUGGUGGAUUCGGUGCCUCGGGCUUCGCUAGCGAUAGCGGCAGCUCGUUCUCGGCUGGUGCGUUCAACGAUGGCGGUGCUGCUGGUGCCGCGGCUGGUGCUGGAUCUGGAUUCGGUGGUGCUUCGGCUGGUUUCGGUGGUGCGGCCGCUGGAUUCGGUGCUGGCGCCGGUGCCGGUGGUGCUGGAGGAUCGCGCUUCGGAGCUGGAGGUGCCGGUGGUGCCGGAGGCGCUGGUGGUGCUGGAUCGGGAUCGCGCUUCGGAUCGGGUUCGGGCUCGGGCUCGGGUGCGGGCACUGCCUCGCGCUUCGGAAGCGGCAGCGGAAACAACGGUGGUGAUGCCGGAUACGAGAAGAUCAAGGAGCAGGUGAAGCAGUUCAACGACGACGGAUACUACUACAAGUACGCCAACGAGAACAACAUUGAGGCUGCCGAGUCGGGCAAGAUUGACGACCGCAACACCGAGAACGAGACGCUCCGUGCCAAGGGAUACUACGAGUACAUCGGCGAUGAUGGCCAGAAGUACCGCGUGGACUACGUUGCCGACGAGAACGGUUUCCAGCCGCUCGGCGACCAUCUGCCGACGCCGCCGCCGACGCCCGAGCCGAUCGCCCGUGCCCUGGAGUACAUUGCGAGCCAGCAGCGAAAGUAAAACCAUUCUGUCUGAGAGCCUCGGGUAAGCGAGGCAGUCAGCUUCGUCAGAAAUCAGUCAGAAGUGUCAGUCAGUCAUGGGGACAUUGUCGCCACCGUGGCUUGCCACGCGAUGGGUGCAACAACUUUUCCAACGAUCGAUUCGCUCGAUCCCGCCACAAAUGAACUGUGUUCUAUUGUAAAUUAUUAGUUUUCGACAUCGAAUAAACGAGCGUUAAGUGAAAUUUUAAAA
This is a messenger RNA of Anopheles coluzzii, 1363 nucleotides long. Its product is annotated as pupal cuticle protein 36a-like. Gene Ontology annotation, cellular component: chitin-based extracellular matrix. The transcript has 3 exons. The record is from RefSeq and is a predicted model, not a curated record. Gene Ontology annotation, molecular function: structural constituent of chitin-based larval cuticle. Lineage: Eukaryota; Metazoa; Arthropoda; Insecta; Diptera; Culicidae. The coding region runs from base 128 to 1132 and encodes 334 amino acids.